Messenger RNA from Delphinapterus leucas (beluga whale), 3310 nucleotides. The record is from RefSeq and is a predicted model, not a curated record. Lineage: Eukaryota; Metazoa; Chordata; Mammalia; Artiodactyla; Monodontidae.
CCGCGGCCUCCACUGCGGCUGCGCGGGGCAGGUGAGGGUCGGCGUUGCAGGUGAGCCGGACGCGGUGGGAUCGAGCUGGCGCUGAGGAAACCCACCCCAACCGAACCGGGCGUGGGAGGGGGCGGCCGAGGACCCGACUCCCGCGCUGGCCCGGACCCCGGGCCCCUGAGCCAUCCCUGGGCCUCAGCUGGAGCAGGACCCACCCAAGCCCCGGAUCCCACCUCGGCGCCACCCGGAGCCCCCUUAGCAGGCGAGACUGGGGCUGUGGUGCCGGAGGGUUGCCCCGUUUUUCCUGGGGUCCUUCAGCUUGCUGUCAGCCACAGGGCUGCGGUGCUCAGGCCGGCCUCAGGACGAGCCCUGACCUUGGGACCGUGGACUGCCCCUGGGGGAGCCUUGGCGGUGCCCUGCAUCACCUUCCCAGAGCUGGCAGGCUGCCCGCCCCCGGCCGCGCCGCCCCUGCCCUUCCUGUUUUUUCCAAGCUCUGAAAGGCUGCUGGCACCUUCUGUUGGCUGCUGGCUCAGGUUCUGGGCAGGAAGGCCAGGCCCACAGGAUGUCUGGUGACCAGGAAGGUGGCCCUGAGGGCCUCAGAGGCCAUCUGCUCGGUGGACAGAAGACUGAGGGCCUGAGAGAGGGGAGGGGUGUUCUAGAAACCUCCGGAGUGUUAUCUUCCUGAGUCCAGGCCCGGCUGUCCCCCACACCUGAAGACAGGAGUGGAAGGCAGACCCCGCCCAGGCACACCAGUGUGCUCUCCUGGCUGAGCUCUCACCACACCUCGGGCGACCGGGCUCCCACAGUGCUCCCAGCACCAAGAGCCAGGAACCCCCAUGCCCAAAGGGGUGAGAGCUUGUCCUGGACAUGAGGUGAGACACAGCUCAGUCCCCAGGGCCUGUCAGAGCCACACCGCAGUGCAGGCCCCAGGCACCCAGGGAGGCAGGGGCUGAGGUGCCCAGCGACACCCACUAACGCUUGGGCACUUGGGUGUUUGUGGAGUGACUAUAUGAAUGCCAGAAUUCAGAGCAGGCCUCUGGCCUGGGGCACUUCUGGACUCCCUGGGGCUGGGGGAGGGCCUGUGGCUGUCUUCAGAGCGUGAGAAAACCUGUGUGUGCUCCAGCUGCCCUUCUGUGUGCGACGGGUACAGUUACAGUAGGAGUGAGAAGACUGGUGUCUGUCCAUCUGUCGGCAAAUGCUGACCCCGCAGCCUCUGCUCUGUGUGUUGCGAUGCAGCUUCAAGCAAGGAAGGGCGUGGCCCUCCAGCCUCAGCCCACAGUCUGUCUCUCCACGGUGCUUAUCCUUUUACCUACUGUGUUGAACUUCCUGUCUUUGCUAUUAUCACACACACACACACACACACCUGCCACUAGGAUGUUGCCUCAGCGGGGCCAGGCUGUCGGUCUCAUUCACAGUGCACUGGAAUGGGUGCCUGGCUCUGGGUGGGGACUCAGCAAAUAUUUCUCCAGUUAGUAGGAACAGACAUACACUCAAGAGAGACAGACUAUAAACCAGCGAGGAAAUCUGAGCAGAGACGCCUCCUGCGAGUGAGACGUGGCAGUGGUUUGACAAGCCUGAGCGUCGGGGGGCCGUGCUAAGAGCCGGGCCAGGCCUGUGUGUCUGCGAGUGUGUGACCUGAGCAGAGCGAGUUCCUGUUGAAAUGGAUGACUUGGAGUCAGAGUUUAAUCUGAAAGUUGUCCUGCUCAGUUUCAAGCAGUGUCUCAACGAGAAGGAAGAGGUGCUGCUGGACCACUACCUCGCCAGCUGGAGGGGGCUGGUCAGGUUCCUGAACAGCCUGGGCACCAUCUUCUCGUUCAUCUCCAAGGAUGUGGUGGCGAAGCUGCAGAUCAUGGAGCAGCUGUGCGGUGGCCCCCAGCAGGAGCACUAUAGCACCCUGCAGGCCAUGGUGGCCUACGAGGUGGGCAGCCAGCUGGUGGACCUGGAGAGGCGCUCCCGCCACCCCGACUCGGGCUGCCGGACGGUGCUGCGGCUGCACCGCGCCCUGCACUGGCUGCAGCUCUUCCUGGAGGGCGUCCGCACCAGCCCUGAGGACGCGCGCACUGCCGCGCUCUGCACUGACUCUUACAAUGCCUCGCUGGCCGCCUACCACCCUUGGAUCAUCCGCCGCGCCGUUACCGUGGCCUUCUGUGCACUGCCCACACGCAAGGUCUUCCUGGAGACCAUGAACGUGGGGUCCCCCGAGCAGGCCGUGGAGAUGCUGGGCGAGGCCCUGCCCUUCAUCAAACGCGUCUACGACAUCUCCCAGAGGCUCUACGCCGAGCACGCCCUGCUGGACCUACCCUAGGGGCUGGCAGGCCCAGGUGGGGUGGGCUUCCCCUAAUCCAGAGCUGGGUGGGGGCAGCCGGGACCCAUCAGUCCCACCGUGGAACUUUCUGGUCCCCCUGUGAGCUGAGCUCGUCGGGAGCCAUUCAGAGCAUCCAGCCGCUGCAGACAGGCUUCACGGAGAAGGCAGACGCUGGCCGUCUGCUCCACGCCCGGCCUCUCCUUUGCCUGGGCAUCUUAUCUUUACCCUCAGCUAAGUUACACUCAUGUCCAGUCAGGCCUCUCCCGGGUGGAUGAAGUGCAGGAAGCAGUCAGUGGGGGUCAGGAUUAGUGUUCAUGGAAAAGCUGCCCCUGCCUGGGGGUCAAGUCUGUGAGCUACGGGGAGUCGUGGGGCGCAGGACGCAGUGUCUGCCCAGCUGGGCUGCCUUGGGCCCCUCUGUAACGGCUGGCUGUCCCCAGGACAGGGAGAGAGUCCUGGGCAGCGGUCAGCACUGCAGGCUUUCCCCCCCCCUCGCCUCCUCAGCCAGGGGCCCACGUGUCCUCAGCAGUGACAGCAGGACCUGAAGCCCCGAGGGAAGGUCUGCCCUGCUGCCACCGCCCUGCACACGUGUCAGCUGCCACCUGCGGCCUAGAGUCUGCACAGCACAGCCCGAGAACCCCCAGGAUCCCAGGACUCCUCUGGGCCAGUGCUGGCUUCUCCCUCCCCAGCAUCCAGCGAGAUGCUGUGCUCCCUCUUCCCUGCCCCUUACUGCUCCAUCCCCGUGGAGCUCAGGAGACCCAGGAUGACAUAGCACAAGGGAGGGGGCCUCGACAGCUUUGCCUCAGUGACAGGCUGGCAGGUGGCCACACCCCUCCCAGCCAUCACCCAGUGCUUGGGGGCCUGGCCCCACCCACUGCCUCUUCACUGUGAGGCCAGGACCUCAGGUGCCAAGGGGACAUUAUUCACCGUGCAGCGAAUGCACAUAAGUGCAAGCUUUCAGGUACCCUUAGAAGCUGUAAUACGGGUGAUGGCUUUUCCAAAAUAAAUAAACUGCACUUA